UCCUUCACCGCGAGGGAAGCCUGUUCACCACCUGCCGAUCCCCUCCCGCGUCUCUUCCGUCGCCGCGGCAUGACGGGAGGGCCGAGGCGGGGAGUUAUGGGGCUGAACCGGGGAGUCCUCUGCAGGCGCUGCUGGUGCUGGCAGCUGCGGGGGCUCCCCGCCCUCCAGAGAGGUUCAGCCGCCCAGCGCGAAGGGGUCGGGCACCUCUUGCCGCUCUCUGGCCGAUACCAGUUUCGACCGCUGCCCCCCGCGCGCUUUUAUAGCAGCGGCAACGGCGACUCCAAGACGGAGGAGCGAGCGGUCUUCUUGGGGUUCCCCAACCCCUUGAGAUGGCUUCGCACUCGCCUCUACUUCUUCCUCAUCCGCACCUACUUCGACCGCGACUUCAGCGUCCAGGAGUUCAUGCAAGGGGCGAAGCACGCCUUUACUGUUGUUUCAAGGCUACUUUCUCAGUGUAAAUAUGAUGUAUUGGAAGAACUUGUAUCAAAAGAGAUGAUUCAGGUGUUAAGAGAGAAGCUCUCUUCAUUGUCUGAAAACCACAGAAAAGCCCUGGCUGCGGAGAUGGAUGAAAUUAUGUUCACAGCAACAGGAGAUGUAGGCAUUUACUAUGAUGACAGUGGCAGGAAGUUUGUUAGUAUCCUGAUGUCGUUCUGGUAUCUGAGCAGUGCUGACAUCCCUGAUAAGACUCCAGAAGGAGCCAAAGUAUUCCAGAUUGCGCUUAGAGGUGAAAGCACACCAAAAAGAAGACAUCUUUUAUUAGCAAACUAUGAGUUUCGAAGAGAAUUCACACAGGGUGUGAAGCCAGACUGGAUGAUUACAUGGAUUGAACAUCCAAACCUGUUGGAAUAAGUUCCUUGAACAAAGACUUUCAUGUACUAGUAAUAUUUUGGCAUAUCAAGAAACAUCUCAAGAUUUAUAUGCCGCAAUACAUAGUGGACUAAUUUUGUGGGUUUUAUCUGAAUAUCAUCUUGCUCUGAACAAUAUAAAUAAUGUCUUUCCUAUCAGAGUUGAAAGCACAGUUUGGACCAAUGUAUAAUGGGGAACAUUAGGUUGGUAUGAGAAACAUCUUGAUGUGCUCUGGUAGAAGAUAAUUCAUAGUUCAUAAUUGAACAUUACAUCUUUUUUCUUCAACCAUCUUCAGAAAGUGAAAUGGGUGGUCUCAAAAAAAUAAAAAAGAGAAAGAACUGACCUUCCAAAUACCAGAUUUUAUCCGACUCCAUUGAUACACAGUACUUAAGAUCAAGUACACUAGAAUGCAUAAUUUACUUUUCAAUGGACAUAUUAUCUGGAUCAUUCAACAAUGAAAGUAAAGAUGUUUCAAUAGACUUCGUAUUUAUACCAGAA
Molecule: messenger RNA, 1344 nt
Organism: Notechis scutatus (mainland tiger snake)
Lineage: Eukaryota; Metazoa; Chordata; Lepidosauria; Squamata; Elapidae
Gene: MAIP1
Product: matrix AAA peptidase interacting protein 1
Biological process (GO): protein insertion into mitochondrial inner membrane from matrix
Cellular component (GO): mitochondrial inner membrane
Molecular function (GO): ribosome binding
Source: RefSeq, a predicted model, not a curated record